This is a messenger RNA of Funneliformis geosporum, 151 nucleotides long. NCBI's taxonomy places the organism in Eukaryota, Fungi, Glomeromycota, Glomeromycetes, Glomerales, Glomeraceae. The record is from the annotation of a GenBank genome assembly.
AUGGCAACCUUGUCUAGUAAACUUGCUGGUAUUACUUUGCCAAUCAACCAUUUUGGUAUACAUUUGAAUACACAAGGCAAAGUUAUAGAUCUAGAAUUAGCUGCUCAGAACUUUCGUUAUUCAAGAGAAGUCCUCUGUGAAAUUUGGCAUU